AUGGCCGAAAACGAGCUGACUCCGCACCCCCACUUCCUGUGUCUGAACACCGGGCUGAAGUCCCACUUCCUGUGUCUGAACGCCCACUUCCUGUGUCUGAACACCGGGCCGAACUCCCACUUCCUGUGUCCGAACGCCCACUUCCUGUGGCCAAACGCCGACUUCCCGUGUCUGAACGCCCACUUCCCGUGUCUGAACGCCCACUUCCUGUGUCAGAAACCCCACUUCCUUUGGCCGAACGCCCACUUCCUGUGGUUGAACGCCCACUUCCUGUAG
Menidia menidia (Atlantic silverside) is the source of this 276-nucleotide messenger RNA. Lineage: Eukaryota; Metazoa; Chordata; Actinopteri; Atheriniformes; Atherinopsidae. The record is from the annotation of a GenBank genome assembly.